GCUGCGGAAGAUGUGGAUGAAUGGUCAUCAAUCGCAAAGAGGCGCCCAAAUCUUCGCGGCUUGGACGAUUGUGGUCAAGUUUUUUUUAAUGAAAGUCAACAACGACUCUGCGAGCUAUGUGAUUAUAGCGUUUCUUAAAAUAGCCCGAUACACGUCGUAAAGUAAAGAGGUCGAAGACAAACGCUACACUACACGAGAACGCGAGGACUGCAUCGUUCUCCAUUUCGGAGAAGAACUCGACAACGAAGUGUUUCAAAAUUGUGUUUUAAGCCAAAGUAGCGCGCCAAGAAUCGCCAGCGGAGGUAGCAGCAUCCACCAGUGGACCAGCGUACAGGCGUAGUUAUCAAAAAUGGAAGACUCGCCGCAUCACGUUCACUUUGACCAAACGGUGAUAAAUGAUGGGCUACACGAUAACAGCAUUAUCUACCAGGUGGCACCAGACGGGAGGUCACUGAUGGUCCAUCUGGGAUUUCUGCAGAUAAAACGUCGAUAUCGCAUUGAGCUGAAUGUGCCAGCGCAGUUACUGAAGAAUGCGGGAUUCCAGAUUGGUGCCAACACCGGCUUCGUGGUGCAGGACAAUCCGGUACCGAACCUUAACUGUACGCUGGUGGAGUUUAACAAUCAGACAGUGCUGAUAAAGGACGAAGAGCAUCUGGCUGUCGUUGUCGAGUUCUUUGCCUACAAGGAAAAGCUGGUCAAAGAACACCUGCAUUUAUGCGGCAAGGAGGACGCGAGCCACACUCUGGAGCUGGUGUUGGUAGCACGCGUGCUAGGCAAAGGAAAGGGUACUCCUAUGUUACGAAAUGGUAUUCACUGCAUUGGCGUGGACCCCGAGGAACAGGAAUCCGAGCUAUCCGAUUGGCAAGGAUUUGGAUCAGCAAAGUAGAUAGACGAAUUAUGAAACUCCUCCCAAAACCAUUUUGUAUCUUUGUAUCCCUCUUUGAUAGUAAUAAAUUUCAAUUUCAAUUUUCUAAAGGAAAAUACAAAAUAUUAAU
Molecule: messenger RNA, 995 nt
Organism: Anopheles darlingi
Lineage: Eukaryota; Metazoa; Arthropoda; Insecta; Diptera; Culicidae
Product: UPF0687 protein C20orf27 homolog
Exons: 2
Coding region: 350-886 (178 amino acids)
Source: RefSeq, a predicted model, not a curated record